Molecule: messenger RNA, 1969 nt
Organism: Corvus hawaiiensis (hawaiian crow)
Lineage: Eukaryota; Metazoa; Chordata; Aves; Passeriformes; Corvidae
Product: C2 calcium-dependent domain-containing protein 4C-like
Exons: 2
Coding region: 602-1900 (432 amino acids)
Source: RefSeq, a predicted model, not a curated record
UCAGUUGACUGAAGUCUUCUUUCAAGAAGCUACAGCUGAAUUACUGCUGCAUUCUUUAGGAAAAUAAAGCUGAACUGAGUUCUCUAUUCUCACAAAAGCUUGAGGAAAUUUUGGAUAUUUAAGUAAUAUAGUGCACAGCCGUUGCUGUUGCUUUAAGAAUAGUAAACUAUUAUGUGCUGUCUCAUCCAUGGCUGGCAUUCACCUCUCCCCCUUUCACAGCAAAGCCAUGAGUUUUUUGUUUCUUAUCUUUCCAGUCAUUUUGACUGGGCAGGGAGUGUUCCUCCUCCCCUGGUGCCUAUUCUCCAAAGGCUGUCAGCUCCUGCAGCUCUCCUGCCUCUCUACCCCCUGUAAACCACUGAAAGGGUUCUCCUUGCAGUUCCAGGCCCUUGAACCAGUCAGCUUCAACCAUGUUUUGGAUACCGAUGUAUUUACCCCGGACACCCCCGGCCUCCCGCAGAGGCGGGGCCGGCAGGGACUGCCCGGGACUCGUGGCCAGGCCUUUCCUGAGCCGGGCCACUGUGCCCAGUGAAGUCCGAACGGCAGGAAGUGGAUUUGUCCUUCAAGCUUUUCCCCUUUGAGGAUCUCCUGCCCAGCUACAGUGAUGUGGUUCUUGGAAAAGAUAAGAGCCUCACAUGAAAAUGGAAAUCUCCCCACCUCUUCCUUCCUGGGACUGCCACACGGCCAAAAUCUGCCAGAAAAAGCCCGUCUGGGAGCUUCUGCUUUUCCAAAUGUGCUCACUCCUGACAGAAUCCCUGAAUUCUGCAUUCCCCCUAGGCUGACCAGCUCUGGCUCCAUCAAGGGCAGUGGCUUUCACCAGGAUCGCAGUUCAGUGAAUGCAGCUCUUACUUCUGAUUAUAGCCCCAGGUCUUUCCCACAUCUUAUUCAGGUGGAAAGUGUUGAGGAGGAGAUCACAGCCCUGGAGGAAGAAAGCACCAAUGCGGACCCACAGUCCCAAGCAGCACUCUCGCUGCCCCACUUUGCCAGAGCCCCCACUUCCUAUGGCUUCUGCACUUUGCUGGAGAGUCCCCACACCCGGAGAAAGGAGUCUAUCUUCCAUGGUGAUCCACGUGGUGCUCUGCCCAGCCUGAAGCUGUCUCGAUCCAGAGCUAACACCUUCAGUGGCAAAGGGAGUAUGUCUAAUCCCAUUGCUAUCAGCUUUGCUUCUGUGAGACUGCCUCUCAAGCACCUCUCUCUGCGAAGGCAGGGUGCCUGUGACAGUGACACUGCCUCCUCCAGUGAUUCCUCUCCUUUCAGUUCUCCACUUCUGAGCAGGUCACCUCCCAGACCCUACUCCCUGACCAAAGCACAAAGUCAGGAGGGAUUGCUCUGCAGAGCACUAAAAGCCAAGAGCAAAUCUAGUAUGGCCAGGAACAAUUCUCUCUCUACAGAGGAGAGCAGCUCCACUGAUAACAGCCCCAGUGCCAUGAGGAGGGCUUCAGAGGGGCUGCUUGGCAUGCGGAGCUUUAGCACCUCCUGUUCUCCCAUCUUCCCUCUGGACCUGACCCACAGUCGGGAGAGACUGGUGGGAGAGAGCACCGUGGUGAUGGACAAGGGAGGUGUGUUGAGGCUGUUGGCUGAAUACUGCUCAGAGAACGAAAGGCUGCGGAUCCGCCUGAUCAGUGCAGAAGGUUUAUAUGAUGAUUCUGUGGAGCCUAAAAACAUAAACUGCUGUAUCUCCUUCUCCCUGGUGCCAGGAAAAACACAGAAGCAGAGAAGCACAGUUAUAAAGAGAAGCAGGAAUCCCAUCUUCAAUGAGGACUUCUUUUUUGAUGGCGUUGCAGCAGAAGAGCUGUACAGCCUCUCUGUCAGGAUGAAAGCAACAAACAAAGGGUGCAGUAUGAAACGGGAUUAUACCUUAGGAGAACGGGAAUUGUCUUUAACGAGUAUGUUGUCAGUGUAAUGUUUCAAAUAUUCAAACAAAUUGUCUUCUGAAAGUUUUCUACUAAAUAAAGUUUUGGGUUGACUUUUA